AUGAAUCUCAGUAUAGGGAUAGAAUACCAUCAACAGCCGGUGGAGUUGACUGACAUCCUGGAGAUCAGUAACAUCGUGUUCACCUGCAUGUUCCUUCUGGAGAUGAUGUUCAAGCUGCUGGCCUUCGGCCUGUUCGGCUACAUCAAGAACCCCUACAACAUCUUCGACAGUGUCAUCGUCAUCAUCAGUGUUUGGGAGAUCGUUGGGCAGGCGGACGGCGGUCUGUCGGUCCUGCGUACCUUCCGUCUGCUGCGGGUCCUAAAGCUGGUCAGGUUCCUGCCCGCCCUGCGCAGACAGCUGGUGGUUCUGAUGAAGACCAUGGACAACGUAGCCACCUUCUGUACGCUACUGAUGCUGUUCAUAUUCACCUUCAGUAUCCUUGGUAUGCACCUGUUUGGCUGUAAAUUCAAUCUGCAGAUGGAGAAUGGAGACACCAUCCCAGACCGCAAGAACUUCGACUCUCUGCUCUGGGCCAUCGUUACUGUGUUUCAGAUCCUGACUCAGGAGGACUGGAAUGUGGUCCUGUAUAACGGCAUGGCCUCCACCUCUCCUCUCGCUGCUCUCUACUUUGUAGCUCUGAUGACGUUUGGGAACUACGUCCUCUUCAACCUGCUGGUGGCCAUCUUGGUGGAGGGCUUCCAGGCUGAGCGGUCACGUUGCGAACCGCGACGUUCUGGCCCCUCCCAUAAUCAUGCGCACGGCGGCCACACCCAUGCCGACGCCCAAGAGCUCUUGGGCCCUGAGUCCAUUCUGGGGGAGGGGCUUAUGUAUGGAGAGGUGGGUUUAGGGUAUUCAGAGGCAGGGAUUGACUGUGUGGAUUCUCGUCGCGGCAGUGCUGCUUCCAUAGAACCCUCAGCCUACGACCAGCGCUCUCUGUCCAGCCCCGGCCAGCGCUCGCCCCUGCCUCCCAGAGGUCAGUGUUCAGUCAGUGGGUGGGGCAGCAGGAGGUCAAGUUGGAAUAGCCUCAACCGCAGCGACACCAGCGGAGAGAGGAAGAGUCUGCUGUCAGGAGAGGGAGGAGGGGAGGAGGAGGAGGAGGAAGAGGAAGAGGAAGAGGGGUCCUUAGAGCUGUUACAGGUGUCCUCUCUGGGCCCGUCGGUAACAGGGGAGUACGGGGACUGUAACGGGAGGAGUCUUCAUCCCGUGACCUAUGACCCCAACAAGGACAACCUUUCACCUGACGAUGACAUGGAGGAGGACAACCUGUGGUUCCGGGUCAGGAGAACGCUGCAGAGCCACAAGCCACGCUGGUGCAGAGAACACAAAGACUGGAACCUCUACCUGUUCUCCCCUCAGAACUCGUUCCGUGUCUGGGGUAAAGGUCUGAUCUCUCAUAAGAUGUUUGAUCACGUGGUCCUGGUCUUCAUCUUCCUCAACUGCAUCACUAUAGCUCUGGAGAGACCCGGCAUCCAGCCUCACAGCACCGAGCGAGUGUUUCUGAGUGUCUCCAACUACGUGUUCACUCUAAUCUUCCUGGCUGAGAUGACUGUCAAGAUUGUAGCGUUGGGGUUUUGCUGGGGUAAACAGAGCUACUUGAAGAGCAGUUGGAAUGUGCUGGAUGGGAUCCUGGUGUUUGUCUCUCUGGUGGACAUCCUGGUUUCUCUGGCCUUGACCGGAGGGAACCGCAUCCUGGGAAUCCUCAGAGUAUUACGGCUGCUACGCACACUACGACCUCUCAGGGUGAUCAGUCGAGCCCCAGGGCUGAAGCUUGUAGUAGAGACUCUGAUCACGUCUCUGAGACCCAUCGGAAACAUCGUCCUCAUCUGCUGCGCCUUCUUCAUCGUGUUUGGAAUACUGGGAGUACAGCUGUUCAAGGGGAAGUUCUACCACUGUGAAGGCCUGGACACCAGAAACAUCACCACCAAGUCAGACUGUCUGCUGGCAAACUACCGUUGGAUACGGAGAAAAUAUAACUUCGACAACCUGGGACAGGCACUGAUGUCUCUGUUCGUGCUGUCCUGUAAGGAUGGAUGGGUCAACAUCAUGUAUGACGGCCUGGACGCAGUGGGAGUAGACCAGCAGCCCGUCAGGAACCACAACCCCUGGAUGCUCCUCUACUUCAUCUCCUUCCUCCUCAUCGUCAGUUUCUUCGUCCUCAACAUGUUCGUGGGCGUGGUCGUGGAGAACUUCCACAAGUGUCGACAGGACCAGGAAGAGGAGGAGCAGCGGCUACGGGAAGAGAAGAGGCUCAAAAUCCUGGAGAAAAAGCGCAGGAGUAAGGAGAAGGAUGGGGCCGAAGCCCAACAGAGGCCCUACUAUUCAGACUACUCCCCGGUGCGUCUCACCGUCCACACGUUGUGCACCAGCCACUACCUAGACCUCUUCAUCACCGUCAUCAUCGCCAUCAACGUCCUCACCAUGAGCAUGGAGCACUACAACCAGCCGCAGUAUCUGGAGGAGGCUCUGAAGUACUGUAACUACGUGUUUACCUGUGUCUUCAUCAUCGAGACCCUGCUGAAACUAGUGGCCUUCGGACUGAACAGGUUCUUUAAGGACAGGUGGAACCAGUUGGACCUGGCCAUAGUGUUGUUGUCCAUCAUGGGCAUCACUCUGGAGGAGCUGAAGAUGAACGCAUCGCUGCCCAUCAACCCCACCAUCAUCAGGAUCAUGAGAGUACUGAGGAUCGCUAGAGUGUUGAAGCUGUUGAAGAUGGCUACAGGGAUGAGAGCUCUGCUGGACACUGUCAUGCAGGCCCUGCCCCAGGUGGGGAAUCUGGGUCUCCUCUUCAUGUUGCUGUUCUUCAUCUACGCAGCCCUGGGAGUGGAGCUGUUUGGGAAACUGGAGUGUAACGACAGUAAUCCGUGUGAGGGUCUGAGUCGCCACGCUACGUUUGAGAACUUUGGGAUGGCUUUCCUCACGUUGUUCAGAGUCUCUACUGGAGACAACUGGAACGGAAUCAUGAAGGACACGUUGCGCGAGUGUCUUCCAGAGGAGCGCUCCUGUCUGACCUACCUUCCCCUGGUGUCCCCAGUCUACUUCGUGACCUUCGUCCUCAUGGCCCAGUUCGUGCUGGUCAACGUGGUGGUAGCGGUGUUGAUGAAGCACCUAGAGGAGAGCAACAAGGAGGCCAAGGAGGACGCCGAGAUGGACGCCGAGAUAGCGCUGGAGAUGGAGAGAGCUAGACGUCUUAGCUCCACCUCUAACGCGUCAUCACUGGGCGGGGCCUAUGUGGGGACACGCCUACACUCACCUGGUCAGGAGGAGGAACGCCAGUGCAGCCAGGAGGAGGAGCUUCUGUCACCAAGGAAGAUGUCCGUAUCCAGGAUGCAUUCCCUCCCUAACGACAGCUACAUGUUUCCUCCUGUACGACCUGCUAGCGCCACCUACCCUCUACAGGAGGAUCACACCAGCCUCCUGCACCAAGCCUCAGGCUCUGUGACGUCUGUUUACUCCCAGACGUGGGAAGAACAGGCUCCGCUGUCCAGCCUCUCUCCCCCUCCUCCCCCUGCUCCACUUGUCCUCACCCCCCCUCACAUCGCCCCGCCAAGGCCCUCGCCCAGGGGGCUGCGCAGACAGGUAGCUGUGAAGGUGGACUCAGUGGAGGUUCAUAGUGUUGACUCAGUAGAGAGACAGGACCCCCCUCUCAACCCUCCCCCUCUCCCCCUACAUGGAAGUGGGCGGUGUCACUCCCUCUCCCCCUACGCCUCCCCCGUCUCCCCCGCCUCCCUGAGGAGCCGAGGGAGUGCGCUCAGCCUGCUGGGGGCGGGCCUAAAAGGUCAUGACCCGAGGAAGGGCUUCAGCGUAGACACCCAGGGCUUCCUGGAUGAACCCCGUCGUCCUGACGACCAGCGACGACACUCCACGGAGAUCUGCCCGUCCCCUCCGGAGGACCCGCCGCUAGGGGAGGGGGCAGAGGUCAGAAGUCACGGGAAGAAGCGGAUGAGCCCACCCUGCAUCUCCAUCCACCCCCCACGUGGCUCACCAGGCCGUGCGCCCUCGGAGGAGCCGCCGGCAGACUGCAACACGCUGCUGAGACGCAGGACGCCCUCCUACGACCUCGCCGACACACACACGCCGACGCCUCCAGCCAGCCAAUCAGGAACAAACAUUUCCGACACUCUGCCCUCUCACGUGAGCCAAUCAGGAACCAGCGCCUGGCUGACCUCUGACCCUUACAUGAAGUGA
Molecule: messenger RNA, 4125 nt
Organism: Coregonus clupeaformis (lake whitefish)
Lineage: Eukaryota; Metazoa; Chordata; Actinopteri; Salmoniformes; Salmonidae
Product: voltage-dependent T-type calcium channel subunit alpha-1H-like
Exons: 27
Coding region: 1-4125 (1374 amino acids)
Biological process (GO): calcium ion import; calcium ion transmembrane transport; membrane depolarization during action potential
Cellular component (GO): neuron projection; voltage-gated sodium channel complex; voltage-gated calcium channel complex
Molecular function (GO): voltage-gated sodium channel activity; low voltage-gated calcium channel activity
Source: RefSeq, a predicted model, not a curated record